AUGCUAGGUACUCAAAUCGGCGUAUCAUUAUUCAAAGUCAUUUGGAAAAGCUUUGGGAUAUUCAUAAGACGUAAAAUCGAUCCAGCAACUGCUGAACACCAUCGCCGAGUCUAUUGGGGCUCUAAAAAACCAGAACUACGUGGUCAAUCAGUGGUAUCCCAUCUUGCUUCAUUUAUUUCAGAAAAAUGUCGAUAGUCAGCUUCGCGCUCAAUGGGACCUACUUGUCGAUACCAGCGACGAUCCCAGUGUAACUGUCUUCAUUACCUUUUUGAUUAAAUUCUGUAAUGCAACGCUCGCUGGCCAGCCCGGAGGUGGGCGCGAAAAAUUCUUGAAUAAAUUUCAACCAAAGCGUUACACUCGACACAACCAAUGCAAAGUUCUAAUACAUCAAUACAUUAAGACUAUUCAGAAAAUAAAAGACCAUUUACUUGUCAAGUUUUUAAGGUGAAACCUGGUCACUUACUGAUAGAUUGUACAGUAUUCAAGGAAAAGUCACUAAAAGAAAUAUACCAGAAAAUUGAAGAGUUAAUUCAUUGUUUUUUGUGUUUCAUCAAACACAUGGUCACACUAUACAAACACAGUAAGCUAUGUUCUGAAUGUGGUGGUCGUCAUCACACUUCGUUACACUUCAACACCUCUAAUUCUGACUUACAGUUACCGGUAAUGAAUGCUUUAUUCUCUUUGGCAGAGAACUACCCUUAUCGUCCCAAAGUGUUGUUGUCCACAAUAACCGUUCUCAAACACGAUGCGAGUGGCCAUUAUCAUGAAGCCCGAGCCUUGCUGGUUGGUGGAAACCAGUGUAGUUUCAUGACAGAGCACUGUUAGCUACGAUUAGGUUUACAACUACAAGAAUGUUACGUAGGAGUUCAAGCUAUGGCUGGUAUACAGGUACCUUCGAUCGGUACUUUAAAGAGGUAAUUUUUUGAUUUUUCCGGGAGUUCUUCUAGCUAAUUUGAAAAACCGGAAAAAACAGGAAAAGCGAAAAUAACGUAAGAAAAAUGGGAAAAUCAUUUGACAAAGCAUCACUAUCAACUUAACUCCGCUCAGAAUCGUUUUUUCGUAAGCAAUGGUUUAUCACUACUUACAGAUAUACAUUAUACUAUCUAUAACUGUGGCUGCACUCGUCCCCAUUAUUCUAAGACGUCUUUUUUAUAAUGAAAUUUCAGAUUAUGUGUUUAGUUAUCACUAUUCAAUAAUCGUAGACGUGUAUCGUUGCACACCCCGUAGUCCGUGGACUGACCAUAUUUACUAAUUUUGAGCUUUAUUCAAUUAAAUGUUAACCCGUGACCCAUGAGAGAUGAAGAGUUGUUACAGUAAAUGAACCAAUAAAUCAAACCAACCGGUGACCACUAACCGUCACAUUAGUUAUCACUGCCUUAGUUUCGAGGUUUAUCAUAAUAGUGAUAUUAAGAUUUUUAACUGGUUAUAAUGAUGUCAUCAUUUAUUGUAAAUAGUUCUUGGGUCAUUUUUUUGUGAUUUUCUACCUAUGUAUAAACAAUAAUGUUUUCAUAAAACAUACAUAAGUACCUAUCUACUUACCUAGAGAGUAAACAAUGUGAUUUUUAACGAAUUUAUAUUUUGCAUUCAUUUCCUUAUUUUUAGGGAGAAGGGUAUUUAAGUGGUAGUGAUUUUACGAUGGGAGGGGGCGAAAAGCCAACUAUAUGGACCACUCCGUAUACCGAUGUAAUUUCAGUAAAAUUUCGUCUAAAAAAAAAAAAAAAAGCCGCUAUUAUACCUUUGAAAUGCAUAUGAUUUUGCAGGGCCCUUUCCAGUAAAACGUUGAAAUUCCACUAGGUACAGGAUUUAAGGCCAGCUUAAGAUAUAACAUAACGCUAGGUUUUUUUUAUAGCACGUCCGACGAAUAUGUAUAUAAUAUAAUAUAUUAUAUAACUACUAGUAAAACAGGUACUUAUUUAUAUAGUUUCAGUGUCUCGGAGGAGUGAAUGAUCCGUUUGCCAUGUGGUAUUUUUCUUAAUUUUACGUAUAUAUUUUAUUAUAUAAUAUUCUUCAAUUGACACUGUUAACGUUUUAGACCGGCCAACCUUGAGUUUUUCUUUCACCGCGCGUGUGUACAGUUCAGCUGGCGUUCAGUCGGUGUUCGAACGUUGUCAAAAUAAAAAAACGCUCGCCGCCGACCGGAUUACUCGUAUCUACAUAGAAUAUUAUUAUUUCGAAUAGGUUACCUGCCUAAUAUUAAUCCUAACGAUCCGAUUUCGCGUCUUGUAAAUUAUUUAUACAUUUUCCGUUUGCAUUUCAUUGUUUACCGUUAAAUAAUUAUAUCAAUAGUUCUCGAUGCAAUUUAAUGCGUUCGAAUAUUAUUAAACGAAAAUGUGUCCAAUACGUAUACAAUAAUAACUGCGACAGUAAUUUGAACUGAAAAAUCAAGUGUAUUGUUUUAGGCGAUCCGGAGAAUAUUAUAAGGUAAAUAUUUCAGACGCUAAUAGAAUUAGAUUUUUUUCUAUUAUUUUAUUAUUUUAUUUUUAUUAACAAAGAAAUCUUGCUCCAAUCAAAAAAUUACAAGAGAGCGUUAUUGUAACAUUACAAAAUCUAACUAGUGCACCGAGGACGUCGUUUUUUUUUUUUUAUUAUUUGCCUUGUAGUUUAGUUAGAGAAAACUUAGAAAAACAGAAAAGUUUAUGGCAGCAGCGGUUUCAUUAUUUUCGAUUUAGUUUUUUUGUAGCAAUUCGAUUAGAAAUAAUCGUAAAGAGCUGAUAGUUUAAAAAUUCACACAACACCCUAUUAAUAUUUCGUCUUUUUCUAGGCGUGAUGACAUUUCCAACAUAUUCUGGAGGUUUUUUAGUUAUUUAUAGGUAUUUGGAAUUUUUUAGUUUUUUUUUUUUAUUUGAUUUUAUGUGGAUACAAUUACUUUUUAGAAUUUAGGCUGAUAAAAGGUUUAAAAAUUAAACACGAGUUUCAUCAUACAUGAUAUUUUAUGGUAAAAAAAAAGUGUUAUUUAGUUAUUAGGUUUUUUUUUUUUUUUUUAUAAUCAUUUUUAGUUCAAAUGUUUCUACUUACAACUGUAUCAAAUCCAUGAGUGGUAUCUUUUAGUUUUUAUUUUUAAUUUAAAUUUUAACGGCAGCAUCUAUAAAAAAAAAUAUCGUAAUAUUAUAUUUUCUCUGUACUUUAUAUUUUGAUGAACAAUAAUUAUUAAAUAAUAAUACAUCUUCAUUGCAUAAUACCAUAUAUUUUAAUGUGUUUUUUUUUUUAAUUUUACUAUAAUAUAAUGGUGAUAAGAGAUAUAUAAGAGGUUUCAACUCGGUAGAGAGCAGUGGUAGCAUUUAUAUUUCUUUUAAAAUUAAGUGAUUUUUUUUCUACUGAUAUGAUUAGUUAAUUGGCAAUCAAUAAAUAUUAUUAUCAAUAAUUGUGUCUAAAUACGGCAACUAGAACUUCUAAAAUAAUAAUACUGUGUAACCUAACCUAACAUACAGUUGAAUACUAGCAGACGUGUUUUAAACAAAAUUUUUUGAUAUUAUGUAGUUUUCCUUGUUUGUAAUAACUCGCGAUGCGUUAGAGUUGCACCUGUACAAAUAGUUAAGUAGGUUUAAUCGAAGUAAAAUAUUACAGUUUGUAGUUUCAGUUUAACCACUUGUUGUAUACCGGUAUGUUUUUAUGUUACGCUUUUCACCAGCACGUUUCAAAAUCGUUUUAAUUCAACAGAUUUGCUAUUUGUAAUUUGCAUGUUAAUCAUCUAGAAUAUUAAUACUGACAAAAUUUACGAUAAUAGGUGAAACUCCAAAUGCACUGGAAAUGCUUAUUCCCGUAAUAGUUUUAUAUUUUAUUAAUUUUUAAAAAAUAUGAAAUUCACAUGCGCAUUUUACACUAGUAGAUUGUACACGUACCUAUAGGUACUUACUGUAAUAACAUUUUUAACAAUGAAUCUAUCUCCUCAAUAUUACCUCCCCUAUCCUCAAUAAUCAAUUAACUUGCGUUUUUACUGGUUGAACAGAUUCGCCUUAAGUUAUAGAAUACCUUAUACAGGGUGUCCCACAAAGAUAUGAUCAUUCCGACGUCUUGAAAAGUAUUAUACUAUUUUCGUAAUGUUUUUUUUUUUUUUUUAUGUAUUAAGAAACAAAUAGCUCUUAAAUUUUACAUUAUUAUUAUUGUUUUUCGCUUUACGAGCGUAGGGGGUGAUUAGCGGAGCGCUAUUCAAAACGCCUUUGCGCCAAACGAUUUUUGCCAUCACACAAACAAUUCUCCAAAUGGUACUUUCCAAGAUAGAUUUUAUAGUGAUUGUAAAUUCGCGGGAUAUCCUGUAUACGAUUUUAUUGAGUGUGUAUGAUUGUUUAUUAUUAAUACGAAGGAGUACCGUUAUAUUGACGGAUUGUACUAUUCGAAUAUCGAAUUGAACCGAAUUAUUCAGCCAUUAGCCCGGUUGGAUAUCCAAAACGAAUCUUGAACUAUUGUAUACUAAAAUAUUGAACGUGUAUAUGUUUACAAUAAAUUUGUUAUAUAUUCGCAGAAGAAUUCAAUUUCCGGGAAACGUAAUUUGGACAUUUGGAGGGAAAAAACCGGUAGAAAUGGAAAAUUGGUUGAAAAUAACACUAUACGUUAGUUUAUUUGCGUGUUUUCGAGACUUUCGUCCAGUGGAUUCGUUUUACACUUCGUAUUUAACAAGUCCAGCUGUAAAUUUUACUUCUGAACAAGUAAGUAAUAAAUUAUUUUAGCAAUUAACAUAUUGAGCACCUGUUAACUCAAUAGAUGUAGUAAAUAUAUGCGCACUCUGCACUCAGUAGAAAAAGUUCGAAUUAUUCUAAAUAUUUUUAAAAAAAAUGCAAUUGAACUAUAUUUUGUAGCUUAAUGUUCUGCUUUUAUACAUACUUAGAUAUAUUAGUUUUAUAUUUUUUAAAAAGUAAUAAAUAUUAUUAAAUUGAUUUUUUUUUACCAUUUCAAUUUGUUUUGGAUAAAGUAAUUUAUUUGAAUCUUUAUAUUUAUUAGGUGUCAAGAGAAAUAUAUCCUAUUAACUCGUAUGCGACUACAAGUCUAGUAGUUAUUAUGUUUCUUAUCACAGACUAUCUCCUCUACAAACCUAUUGUGAUGUUGGAUGCGUUCAGUUCGAUUAUUAUGUUUUUAUUAGUAUUGGAACCGGUCACGCUUUUCAAGUCAAAAGUAAGUCAUAGUUUUAAUCUUUAUACGUUGAGAACACAUUGAUUUAAACUUCAAUGUUUCAUGGAAAUUACAAAGAAUGUGCAUGUUACAACAAAGAUUAAUUUAAUUCGCAAUAAAGAUGAUUUUCAGACAAACAUGAUACAGAUUUAGUUUUGAACGAUUUAUUGUUUGGACCUUUUAUCUUACAUGCCUGAAUAAUUUAAUUUAUUAUUUAAGUUUUCAUUGUUCAAAAGAAGCAUUCAUCUUUCAUUCAUCCAAAUGAAUUUAUUUGGUAUUUGGUCAAUAUUGUAUGUUAACCAAUCGCAUUUUGUCUUAAAACAAAUAGCAUAAAACAUAAUAAAACAAAUUGUGAAAAAAAAAAAAUUUUAUUUUAAGCCAUUUUAAUGGCCUAAAAAUUCGUUUAAUCUACCAAAAAAACGACUCAGCAAUAUUUGCGUUAACGUAGUACUUUUAUCUAUCAUAAACGUAACUGAACACGUUUACUAUUAUGAUAAUAAUUAUUAUUUGUAAACGAACGUUGAACUUAAACGUGAGUAAAUAUAAUGCAUGAACAAGUUUUUUGAAAGGAAAUGUACAGAAAUUGUGCAACAAUAAUUAUUAUCACAAUAAAUUAUAAUACAGUUAAGAUUAGAAAAACUCAUUUCCAGAUUAGUAUGGUUUUUUUGGGUCUUACGUCGGCUUCCGAAUUGGCGUACACGUCGUACGCGUACGCAAAGAUCACCGACCGGAAAUUGUAUCAAAAGAUGACGGGCGUGAUCAGAGGCUCGAAUCUUUUGGGAAAAUGCGUAUCGUCUACGUUCUCUCAGAUCGCCAUCUCUUACAUGCACCUCGACUACAGCUUACUUGUAUAUCUAUCGCUGAUGGGUAAACAUAAUAUUUAUCUAAAGUAAUUUACGGACCAUCCAGUAUAACAAAAAAAAAAAAAUCGAUCGUGGUAUGAUUAUGUGUCGAAGAUGCUUAUGUCAUAGGACACCGGUUCAAGUUAGGUCCGAUGAAACACGAAACCACUCCAGGUAUCCAGGUACCUGUAGUACCUACAUGUCAAACACGUGGUUUCUCAUAUUUCAUAAUUUUAUAACUCAUAACUAUAAGUCAUAUAGCCAACAAGCCCCUUUGUGCUAACUGCUAAGCCGCUGUAUCAAAGAACGAAAAUAUUUGGAAACUGAAAUGAACAGUCGUCAAAGCCAAUGGCGGUUUUAUGGCUACUCUACCUUGGGCCGUGGUUUUAUACAAUUUUAUUUUUAUUUUUCAACCCUAAUUAAGAUAAAUAUAAAUUUAAGUACAAUUAUAAAAAAAACGUGAACAUGUAAACAUUGAUGUUAAUAUUCUAUUCUAUUAAUAUGAUAUUCAAUAUUGCAGUACUAGAAAUUAAUAUUAAUAUUAUGGGCAUUAUAUUAUUUAUUAAGUUGUGAAAAAGACUUUAUACUGCUGACGAAUGUACAACUGUCGUGGAUGGGAAAUUGGGAAGAAUGGGUAUUUAUCUGUGUCCUGUGAGUAAUAAUAAAUUAAUGCUAAUGAAAAACAAUUCUAAGCGAAAAUCGAUUAAAUAUGUAUUGAAAUACUGUGUUUUCUACGACUUUCGUCAAAAUAUUAACAUUAGACACUUAUUCGACAAAACUUCUAUAUGGCACUCGAUAUUUUUUUUUGAACACUAAGUACAAUUGAAAAUUAACUCCGAGUAAAAUAAAAUUUUCAUAUAAUUUAGCCUAAACAAUUAUAUCCAUAUCUACUCUCACUCGACCCAGACUUAAAAGUGGAAUAUCCCGUCAAGAGGAUUGACGGAAAUUAAAAAUGUCAACACCAAAAUGUAUGUUAACUAAUACUCAAUCUAUUUAUGGAAUUUUUAGUGUAGGUUGCUGUUUGAAAAUCAAAAGUAGGUAGUCAUUUCACCCCCAAAAUUUAGGAUGAUAACAAAUAAUUUUAAAAUUAUUAAUUAUAUAAGCAUUGCAAUUUAAAAUUUUACUUUUAGCAGUAUUAAGCUGAAGCAGAAAGCUGCUUGUUUCUUAAAUUUCCUAAAGAAACAGAUCCCGAAUAAAGUUAAUACUUUCUGAGAUAAUGAAUGUUUAACGAUAAAAUAAUUACCCAGUUUAUUUGCUUCGUAAAAAUAAAAAUUGUAUUUCUUCCGUGUUGUUACAUACACCCGCGUAAUGUUGUUCCAGUACGUUACUCGCAGUCAUUAACUAAAAACAUAGACACAAUAGACUAGACUAACAACUUUUGGGCUGCUAAAAUUAUAAACACAUCUAAAACUCACGAGGACUUUGCCCUUAUAAUCCUCUUUACGGGAUUCUUAUAAUAAGCAACUAGACAUUUUAUUUAAAAUUUUUUACACAGCAAUUCAUCAUAAUAUCUACUUUAACAUUAUUUUGUAUAUACACCUGGAUAGUCUGUCGAAAAUCGGUAUUUUUUUUCUGCUCAUUAAUUAUAAAAUACAUGAAUGAAAUGCUUAGUCAUUCCUAUGAAAAAGCAUAUUUAAUUUUUUUGGGGGUACUAAUUUUAAACUUGGGUGUGCUUAAGUCCCCACAGCACUGCCCUAGUUGUACCCAUGGCUAAAAAUCAAAAGCGGUGAAAAUAAUUGAAAUCGAGUAAAUUACCGGGCUAGGCUUAGCCUAUCAUCUUACGUUAGAAACGAAGUUAUAUUAUCUACAACGCACAAAACAUGAGUAUACUCCACUUGAAAUCAAUCCAGAACUUUCUUUCACACAAAUUCCCUUUACAGAUAACAUGCUCUUACAAAAUAGAAAUGGGGCGUUGCACAACUGCUACUGCAAACCUGACAAACGUAACCCUCCCGAGACCGUUGGAUUGGGUCCCGCUAACUGAACCCCGACAUUGAACCACAUACUCUCUCAACAUCCCAAAUCAAUCAUAUCACACACACACUAUUAAAGGUCGACCCAAGAUUAAGUGAAGCAAUGUAUAAGAUAUUUAAAAUGUUAUAUAUCUGUACCUAUGAAAUUUAUUUUGGAGAAAAUAAAUCAUUAUUGGGGAUAUAUAAUUAGAAAACUUGGUUAAUUUAUGUUACAUAAAUCGAUAUAAAGGAUAGAAAUAAAUUUAAUCGAUGAAUAUCAAAAACUUAAUGUUGUUAUUUUGAUAAAAGUAAAGUUAGAAUAUAAUACGAGUUGGAACUAAACUAAGCAAAUUGAAUCCCGUGCGCACAAAGUUCAAGAAACACACAUAACAAGUAUUCAUCAUUUUAUUUUAGACUUUAUCAAAAAAAUGGGUAUUUCGAUGAUCAAACUCAAAUUUGGUUUAUUUUCGUUAAUUUUAACAAUAAACAUUGAAUAAAAAAAUUUUAACUAAAGUAUUUUAUUCAUAACAAAUUAAUUAAUGUUGUACGUAUUGAUUUCAGGUUCAAUCAUGGCGUUUGUAGUAACAUUUUUUUUUCCGUCUGUGCAUUCAAGUGUCUAUUUUUAUCCCGAAAGUCCAAUCUCAGCCACGAAACACAAAAAUUAUAAAACAAUAGAUGAUAAAUCGCACAAGGUAAAUAAUAUAUAAUUGUAUUUGUAUGAAGUUUUCAUUACAAAAUAAUUGUAAAAACACUAAUGACAACAAAUAAUGCACACAUAUUCUACGGACCUUCGGGGGAAGAGGGAUAAUCACUUCAUUCGCAUAACCCUACCACUGAAGGAAUAUGUUUUUUCUAAUUCGUGUAUAGUAUAUAUAUAUAUAAAGGUAUAUACAUUAUAACCAAAUGUUAAGAUUUUAUAAAUACAUUAGAUUCCAUGCACAGCGUGUUCUCUCGUUUUUUUUUUUUUUUAAAUUAUAGCGAAAUUGCUUUUAUUUUGGUUAUUAUGCCAAAGUCGAGUAUAUAUUAUGAUUUAUUUGUUAGUAAACAAAUAUUAUAAUUCCAGUGAUAUAUUCACUUAAAACAUUUUAAAAUAAUCAGUAGAAAAUUAAUUGUGUUUGCCGAGUAAAUAGACUACAUACGUAGUUUAAAUUGUAAAUACUGAUUGAGAACAUGCAAAAUUAAAAAUAAACAGAACACCCGCCUAAUUUGUAGUUAUAAUUUUUAAACUCGUUUAUUUUAAAUAGUUUGGCAUGUUAGUGACGUGCAUAGGGGAAAAGGUUGUAUAUCCCCCCUCCCCCAUUGGUAUAAAAAUACUUAGGAAACCAAUAAUCAAUAGAUUUAAUAACGUCAUCUUGAAAUUAUAUAUUUCAUCUAAGUUAUGAGGAAAAAAUAUUAUUUUUCAAAUACGAAUUGACGUUUUGGAUUCGGUUUUAAAAUUCCCAUUAUCCGUUUGGGUACAACAAAAGUAGAUCCUACAAUUUAUUUAUGAAACGUGAUUAAUAUUUACUAACUUCCAACCAGUUGAAAAUUGCUGGGCAUUGUUCGGUUAUGACACAUGUAUUAGGUAAAUUUUCAAAUCGAAGACAUCUGAUUAAAAAUAUUAUUCUACGCAUAUUUUUGUGUAUUGACAUUUUAUUCUGAACAAUAUUUUCCAAUUUAUUAGAAUUUCAAUAUUGCAUUUGUUUUUUUCAUUAAAAUAAUAAUUAUUUUACCUGUAGACGCACAAGUACACACAUAUUUUAUUAUAAUAUGAAGUUAAGUUUACUAACCACCGGUAAAAUAGUUGUGAUUCACGUAUUUUAAUAUUCUUAAAAAAUAUUCAUAAGUCGUUGUCUAAAAAAAAAACAAUUCUUAUCCAUUUUUUUUUUUUUUUUUUUUGAUAACCAAAAUGAUAAAAUCGAUGUGAUAAAAUUUAACGGUGUAUGCUUUGUAUAUUUGGUAAUGAUUUCCUCCUACCCUUAUCUCCAGUAUAUCAACUAUAGCUGUGUACCAUAUAAAUAAUUAUAAUAAACCGUAUCACAUAUUUUUUAGCCGCUUGUUAAGUUGUUUACAGUAAUACGAUGUCCAAGCGGAAACAUACAAAUAAAAUUAAAAACCUGUUUAAAUUAUGAAAAUGAUUUACUUUCAUACAAAACUGUAUUUAACUGUUUUCUCUCGUUAAUUCUCAAUAAAUAAUAAUGAAUUUUUGUACUAAUGUGCAUUGAUAUUAAUAAACAAAUCGUGUUGAUAAUGUUAAUACGGUUAAGUCUUUUACCGUCUCGAUAGAACAAAAUACAAGAGUGAAAUAUUAUUGGUAUUUAUUAGAGAAAGAAAAAUGUUGCUGUCUUUGGUACGUUAAUACUGAUAAAACAUUUUAUGUUCUUUAACUGAAUACUUAAUUAAGAUAGGCAAGUAUACCAUACACUUUAAUCUCUUGCAAUUUUUAUUAACCUUAACUACUAUAAUUAUAACUCUAAUCUAUUAAUCGUAUAUUCAUAAAUAGUAUACAUUUAAAACGUAUGUUUCUGAUCAUUGCAGGUGAUUAGGUACAUAACAAAAUAAACGGGUCAUAUGUUAUACAAUUAAUACAAUUGUUAUGAACCUAUAUCUGUUAUUCAUUAAGUAUUUAUACUAUAGGUAAGCGUAAAAUUAAAAAUAAUAUACAAUUAUAAUUUGAUUAUACCUAUCUGAGACCCUAUAGGGAUAAUAAACGGUUAUUUUUUUUUUUUUUUUUUUACAUAAAAUAUUCUUUUACGAAACAAUACGAUUUAAAUCAUUUAAUAAAUUCGUCAUAUAGUUAGCCUUCAUUAUUCAAUAUGCUUAAUGAUGCUUACUGCAGACUAUUUACGUGUAAUAAUAUAUUAAUAAGUACAUACGUUCACCUCCACACUACAUGUAAUAAUAUUUCUGGAUAAUAAAAUUGAAAAUACAUUAUAGAAAAUGUGUACAUUCAUAACUUUAGGCGCGCUCUGUGAGAUAAGAUUAUAACUAAAACCAAAACCUAUGAUAACUGACAACACCACAAGAUGGUGCCAAACAUAUAAUAAAUCAUUAGUAUUACGUAACUUAUCUAACUAAGUUAUCAGCAAGCAUAAUCGUUUACGCGCUACUUGAAACGAAUUUUUUCAGCCGAAUAAAAGUGCUUGGCAAUUUCACACAAGUUUCGUCUUUAUUUAGUGGUCGAAAAAACAAAUUUAUCGUUAUGUUUUAUUUAAGUUCAAUUUGAUAGCAUAUUUUCAUGGUGUGUGUUGACAUUUUUUUUAAGCCAUAAUUACAUACAUAUAUUUUAAUAGGUUUUAAGACAGAGAAUUCUAUGUUCAUUCAAAUUAAAAUGUGCAAUAUAAAAAUAUUUUGAAUACUAAUCAAUAUCACUUACUGGGCGUUAAAACCAAUCAAUUGUGCCAGUUAACUUCACACGAUUUACGAUAAUAAUAAAUAUUUUUCAUUUAACGAUCUUCUCGAACCUAUUAUUACCAACACGAUUUUUAUCCGAUUUCCAUUGUAGCUUACAUUCGAGUUUUAGUUUUAUGUUUCAUUGAACAAAAUAUAUAGCAUAUUAAGUAGACGAUAAAUAAUAAAUAAAAAUUAUAUAAAUAAAACGAUAAAUAAUAGUAUUUGUUAUGAAUUUCUUACAGGUAGCAACUAAAUUAUAUUUUGAAAAGAAAUCGCCAACGCCCGUUCGGGUGGUGUUAAACCAAUUGUUCUUGGAAUUAAGGGACGUGUGCAAUAAUCCAUAUCUACUUAAAUACGGAAUAUGGUUUGGCUUUGCUACGGGCAUAUAUUUUCAGGUAAAUGUGUUUGAACUAUAAAAUUGUAUUUAUCGAGAACAGUGGCAUACUCAGCAUUUCCAAGCGAGAGAGGAUCUGAAUAUAACUAGUUGUACAUAAAAAAUAAUUAAACAUGUAUUAUUUACAUGUAAACAUUGAUGCAAUUUACCUGUAUACUCCUUCAAACAAUACAUCCGCUGUUGGUAAACGGAAUAAGGAUAAUAUUACUGGAAGUCUAUAAUGCAUGAAUGAAUCAUUCAAAAACAAAAGGUCAUGGGAGAAGGGCAUUGUAGCAGUUCUUUGUUUUCUUUUGAUUUUGUAUGUUUUAAAGGUUGAAACCUAAUACAGUGAAACCUGUACACAACGGAUAGUUACGGGACCAUAAGUAGUGUCCGUUGUAGACUGGUGUCCAUAAUAGACAGGUACAAGAGGUGGCGUUGCAAAAAUUAAGCAAAAAUUAAAACGAACGGAGGAAAAUGUACAACACUAUAAUAGCAAGCAAUACGGAAUAAGCACUGAAUAGUUUUUACGUUUCAUACGUAAAGAUGUCCUCGCAAUUAACUUUAUCCUUAUUAUCGAACAUGUAAUCUAUCAUGACCGGUAUUCGAAAUAGACCGACGACACUGUUGCGUGGUAUGUAUGGUUGUAGGUAACAAUAUCCGAAAAAAAAAUGUCUGGCGGUAAAAAUUUCUGGCUUGUACACUAUAGGUGAAGCUAGAUAACUAACAACAAAAUCGAAGGAUGGAAUCUUAUGUUUUUCAAAUUACUUUCAUAUUUCCACCCACUUAUUAAUUGAAAAAAUGCAUUUGGAGCUGGGAUUGACCAGUGCAAAAUAGAAAAAAGGGAAAAUAUCAAUCCAACAAAAAAAAAAUGUAUAACAAUUUUUUGAAAUCCAUUUCCUUAAAUUUAAUUAAUAUUGUAUAAUAGAGUAGAAUAAUAUAUUUUUUAAUCAAUUUUAUCAUUGCCAUUUUUAUUACUUUUAAGACCAAAAUUAAAACGAUUAUUACACCUAUCAAUAUUAUUGUUACGUAUUAAAAUUGUUCUUAAUUUAUUAUUUAUAUUUAAAAAUUAUAAUUAUAUAGGUGUUAUAUUUUUAAUACUUCCGGACAUUUUUACCGUUUUUCCCCGGACAUUUUUCCUCGAACAUUUUGCUAAAACCCCGGUAUGUGUGUACACGUCUGCGACAUAUUUGAUUUUGAACUAAAAUAGUUGUCCGUUAUCAACGUAUUGGGGGAAAACAUUACUGGGCACGUGCCUGUAAAAGAAAGAGUUAUAGACAGGUCAAAAUGUAUUGGAAUGCCUAUCUUUUUGCCGAAACCUUAUUAUUUUGUCCGCCGAGAGAGGUGUACGUUAUACACAGGUGUCCGUUAAGACAGGUUUCACCGUAAAACUAAUUCAAUAACCCAGUAGCUUUGUUCGGCGUGAAACAUUUGUUACAAUCGAUUAUAUUAUUAGGUUAUUAUGAGCUAUUUUCCACACGACACACGUAACACACAAUUCAAUUACUAUAAAAUUAAGUCUGGAAAUACCUACUGCCAGAAUUAAAAUUACUUUUCGACAGAAUUACAGGUGCUGACUUACAAUGAUGUUUUGUACUUAAAAUUGAAUAACGAGGACCCGGUAAACAACAAAUUAUACAACGGUGGCGUCGACGCGAUAGCUUUUAUAACGGGUGAGUCAAUGUCAUUUUUACCAAUGUCUGGUUUUAAACAUCUAAUUUGGAAAUAAACAAAAUAGGUUCUAUAUUAGAACAGAUCAUACAGUCUGCAUAAUAUUUAUAAUAUGGCUUUGAACUAUUAAAUUUGAUAUCAACAAAGAAGAGUUAAAAUAGUUUUUUUUUUUAAAUGAAAAAUAUUUUUUAAGCAAUGGUUUAACGUUGCGUACGACUGAUAAUAUCAAUUAAGUUAUGUAAUUGUACAAAUUGAUUUUUUUUUUAUCAUGAACCAGCAAUAAACUCGGUGGAUUUUAAGUGAGUUUUAUUUCUGUUUGUUGUAAUCGUUGUGGAAUCGUGGGUAUAGGCUUUACUUUAAAACGGUUUUAAAUUUUUUACACAUACCCCAACUCCAUACGCCUUGAAUAAUAAUACUUUUCACAUAGAAACCCCAUUUUAAACAGAGAUUCGAAUAGAGAAUAUUUUUUUAGAUUCUGAGAUUCUUAAUGGAUGAGGAGAAUGGUUUUACAAUGAUAUUUAUUUUUUUUUUCCGUGGACAACUUUUCUACCAGUAAUUUUGCUCAAAUUUACAAUAAUGAAAUUUUUUCUAAAAGAAAAUUUAAUCUAAGGGGUACUUUAAGAAGGUCGUGUAUUGAUUUUCCCAGGAUUUUUCCCAAUAAAUGGUAAAGCUUGCUUUAAAGGUAAAAAUCGGGAAAAAACAGGAAAAAUGAUACAAUAUUAGACAAAUAUUAUUAAAGAAACUGUUUAAUGCAUACAUAAUUAUUUAACCAAAAUAUGAUAUAUAUAUAUAUUAUUGACAAAGUAACACUAUCAACUGAGCUCCGCUCAGAAUCGUUUUUUCGUUAGCAACAGUUAAUCGUUGCUUACAGAUAUACAUCAAAUUCCCAUUUAUAUUCUACCUGCCCAACUUUCUACUCAUAAUAGUGGCUACACCCGUCCCCAGAAUCCUAGAACGGUUUUUUACAAUUGUUGAUACUUGUUAUAAAUAACACUCUUAUCAAAUUUACCAUUUUAGUUUUUUUAUUUUUAACCGUUUAAAAUUUAGACCAGAAUGGUAGAAAAGAGUUAUUAAUUUAUUCUUUGAAAAUAGACAUGCAAUUUAUUCAUGUAAAAUGGUAAUAAAACAAAUAUAUAUUUAUAUAUAAAUUAGUUACUAGAUUUCAUUGUUUAAUCUUUAUUUUAAAUAUUAAGUGUUUUUAAAUUUUUGACAAAAUAGAAAAUACAUAAUAUCAGACCUGUAAAUGGGAUCUUAUCACCCCUGCAAAACAUCACUUUUUGGGACAUGCGUACACGUUUUUAUUAAAAGUUCUAAUUAGAAUAUUUUUUCUUUUUUUUCUUCUAGGGUCGUUCUCUUCAUACUACAUAGGGUUCCUGAAAGUAGAAUGGCAAUCGGCAAGUAACAUGUUCUUCUUCAUCGGUUCGUUGUUGUGUUGCACAUCACUUUGCGUCUGCUAUUACACAUCUUCAUUGAAUUUGGUGUAUAUCAUGUACAUCAUAUACUGUUUCAUAUUCCAAUCGAUGAACGUCGUUGCAAGGUAAACCAGAACGAGUACAUCUAAGUUUCAGAACUUUUUCAAUAUUCAGAGAUUGCCUGAUAGAAAAAUUCAGACCGGGAACCAGGAGCCAUAUAUUUGUUUUAUGUCUACUACAAGGCUCUAGCCGAAAAAAAGAUUCCCAACAUUUUUUUUUUUUUUUAUCAUUUUGUGAAAUUUGUCUUUCUUUUAAAAAAAGAUUAGGGGGUUUAGACUUCUGGAUGUCCCUGUAGGUACGGCUUAGAAUGUCUACGUUUCAAUAAUUAUAAAAAAAAAUUCAAAAAAUAAUUGGUAAUAAAACAGUAAAUUAAAAAUAAAAUUAUUAAAAUGGUUAAUACUCGUAAAUAAAUAAAGUAAAUAAAUAUAUACAUAAAAAAUGUGUAUACAAAAAUAAAAUGAUUAAAUGAAUGAGCGCGUCGCCUGGUGUGUAAUGAUAUGUGUAUUAUACGACCGGUUUCGAAUUAAAAAUUCAUCAUCAGGUAUAUCACAGACAAAAUAUAAAACGAAAUUUAUAUAUUUAUUUACUAUAUUUGAUUAGUUUUUGCUAUGGAAAAACUAUUCCAAGCCAAGUUCGGUUAUCAAUGUUUUGAAAGGCGUAAUAUUUAAGAUUUUCGUAAAAAUUUGAUACACAAAUUAUUGUAAAAAAAAAUUCUACAUUACAAACGAAUAUUUUUUUACCAUAAACUACAAUUUAUACUGAAUCUCCUAUUAAGUUUUCCAAUAAUUAUGUUUGUUCUAUCAAUUUUGACCACCGAGUAAGGAUUUCGUACCUACCAAAUAAAAAUGAUGAAAAAACUCGCAAAAUUAAAACGUUUAUAAAUAGCACAAAAAUUAUCAAAAUAUUUUGAAAAUUUUUUCCAAGUCUAGAUAGUUUUCGUCAAUAGUUUUCUGUUUAAAUUUCAAGUCUCUAUGAAAAAUUUAACUGAAUAAAGCAAAAUUAGACAUAAUAAAUUAUUUCGUACAUUUUAUCGUGUUUUCCCGGUUUUACCGUGAACCCUAGUAUAUGUAUUUACGUAUUUUACAAAAUAUUUCAUUUUUUUUUUUCAGAUCUGAAACAGCUAAACAUUUAAAGCACGAAAGUUUCGCCUUCAUUUUUGGUGUCGCCUAUUUCAUCUCUCUAGUCAUUUCGAGUGCACUGACAUAUUUAUUCGUUCAGGGAACUAUUUACGCGAUGCCAGUCAACGUACAAGUAAAUAUUUUAAAAUUCAUAUAUUUCCAUUUUUUUUUUUUUUUUUUUGUUUUUACGGACCUAAAAAUUAUACAUCAACGUAUAAUUUAUUUUUGGUCUUCGGACAUAUUUUUUUCCCCUUAGACAUUAUUUUUUCUUCCGAUAUUAUUUCCUAAAUCCAUAUUACGGGGUUUUAGUAAAUUUACAUCACCGCCUGCUGCAGCAAAGGUAUACUAAUGAUAAAUUAUCGUGUUCAUGGGUUUGAUUGUAAGAAUAAUAAAAUAUCACAUCAUCAUGAACAUGAGGCGGUAAUAUUAUAUUUCCGAACGGGCAUUUUGUCUCGGCUAUUGGAUACGCUAACGAAAUAAAUAUGAUAAUUUUUGAAACUGUCUAUUUCUAAAUACCAAUGUUUUUCAAUAAUUUUUUAAGAAAUUAUAACAAUACGAUCUCGUUUUUCACCGGGUAUUUGUGCGUAUUGUCCAUUUGGCGAUAGAUUCUAACCAAACCAAUAAAUGUCAAAAGUCAAAUAUUUCUAUUGCGUUUGAUUUGCAAAAAAAAAAAAAAGAAUAAUAAUAAUAUGUGAUCUGGAUUCUGUAGGGUACUCGUGUAUUAUUCGCAAUACUGUUAUAAUAUUAUGGGAAAGGGUAUUUUGGAAACGGUUUGAGAUUCAUUGACGGCAUUAGAUCGUACCUACCAUGGCAACACUCCUAGAACACGAAAAAAGUCGGAAUUUAUUCAAUAUUAUAUUACUGUUAUGCACGUAGACUUGACUGGAGUCUCUGAUUUCGGUGCGUAAUGCGUAAUAAACGUAUUAUAUAACAUUAAACACUAACAGAUAUUUUGAUUAUGAUCUUAUACUGAAAUAUGUAGGUAUUUUGAAGCAGAAAAUUAUAUUUUUUUUUAUGUACGUUUAUGCUUAAACAACAAAAAUAAAUAUUAAUGAAUAUAUAAUAAUAUAUUGUAUUUAAUUUUUAUUAUUACUCGAUUUUCUUUCGUGUACACGUGUAUAACAGUCGUUUUUUAAUACUGAUGUGGCGUAAUGGAUUUUUGUACUAUAUGAACACUUUGAAGUUGUAGCCGUUAAACGUUUUCUUUCGAAUUAAAAGCAAUAAAAUGUAUUAAAUUCAAAGUCAACCAAACCAAAUCUGUUUACCUAUCUACAUGCAUCUGGAUUUUAAAAUGUCAUGGAGGUUCACUGUUUUAGAUAACCAUAUACAGUUUUAUCAGAUAUAUUUCCCAUAGCCCCGGCUUGUCAAUCUCACGGGGGCCCCCGAGCCCCCUCUAAAUGGCGCUCCUUCCUACAUUUUUUCUUAAAAAAUUUCUUAUUUAAUAAACAAAUAAAAAUACUGUUAUCAACAUAGUUUUAGUUAUAGACUAAUCAUUAUUAUUAGCUCGUUUAAUAUAUUUAACGCAAUAUAAAUUUGUUGUUACGUUACCGAGUUAAAUUUCCGAAGAUAACCAAAGGAAAUUUGUUAAUUUAUUUUUAUGAUUAUUAUUUUUACAGUUUUUGUUCUACGGAUUGAUAAACGGAGGACUUGCACUUUGGUAUUUAUUUAGUAUAUUAAUAUCCAAAUGA
Cinara cedri is the source of this 17591-nucleotide messenger RNA. The record is from the annotation of a GenBank genome assembly. Lineage: Eukaryota; Metazoa; Arthropoda; Insecta; Hemiptera; Aphididae.